ACAAGGGUCAAAUUUAAAGAUAUACGUUAGGAGACUCUUCACAAAUGUUUCAACGUUACCGACACGUAACCAGAGUUCACCGAACACCGUCCUUCACGUUUUGUUUAUAAAACAAGAGAUAGUCUCGGGUUUGAGUAAAGAUGGAGAACAAGGCCGAUAAUGGAAACGAGGAUGGUCCAAUGGUACAUAGCCAAGUGGUGAAGAUAAAGAAAGAGUUUGAGAAGAUAAGACAACCGUCCCUGCAGCAGCCGGAGAUGAGGAGGGUUCUUAGCGAGAUUAAAAGGCGUCAACGUUCACGUUCUCCUCUUGGUUUAGGGGAGAGAUCUAUUUCCGUUGGAUAUUGAUCCAUGGUUGUUGACUUUGUAAUAUCGAGAGAGAGGUUAAAAAAAAAAAAAAGAAGAGAGGGGUAUAGACGUAUAGUAGAUGUGGUUUCUAAAAGUUAGUUGACAGGUUUUGUUGUAUAUAUUUUGCUAUGUAAAUACUCUUUGGUAUGAAUAUGAUGGAUACGUUUCCCCUCUUUGUAUA
Camelina sativa (false flax) is the source of this 525-nucleotide messenger RNA. The record is from RefSeq and is a predicted model, not a curated record. Lineage: Eukaryota; Viridiplantae; Streptophyta; Magnoliopsida; Brassicales; Brassicaceae.